This is a messenger RNA of Ilex paraguariensis (yerba mate), 834 nucleotides long. The record is from the annotation of a GenBank genome assembly. Lineage: Eukaryota; Viridiplantae; Streptophyta; Magnoliopsida; Aquifoliales; Aquifoliaceae.
AUGAAUGGUUCUUGUUCAUCAGCUCCCUCUGCCCAAAGGUUAGCAGGGAAGGUGGCCAUAGUCACCGGUGGUGCAAGUGGAUUUGGAGAAAGUACAGUAAGACUCUUCCACAAGCAUGGAGCUAAGGUUGUCAUUGCCGAUGUUCAAGAUGACCUAGGUUUGUCUAUCUUUAAAGACCUAGGCUCCCAUGAAAAUGUCACCUACGUCCACUGCGACGUCACUUCAGACUCUGACGUCAAAAACGCCGUCGACGCCGCCAUUUCCAAGUACGGCAAGCUUGACAUCAUGUUCAACAACGCCGGCAUAUCUGGAAACUUGGAUUUCACCAUUGUAACUGCUGAUAAUGAAAACUUCAAGAGGGUUUUCGAAGUUAAUGUCUAUGGUGCCUUCUUGGGAGCCAAACACGCCGCUAGGGUAAUGAUUCCGGCGAAAAAGGGGGUUAUUCUCUUCACUUCAAGCCUUGCUGCCGUGGUUUCCGGCGAGUCACCGCACUCUUACACGGCGUCGAAAUACGCCGUGGUGGGGUUGACGAAGAACUUGUGUGCUGAGCUGGGUCAGUAUGGGAUAAGAGUGAACUGCAUAUCUCCAUGUGCUGUGCCUACUCCGUUGUUGACGAAUGCUAUGGGGAUUGAGAAGAGCAAGCUGGAGGAGUUGCUGUGUGCGGCUGCGAAUUUGAAAGGGACGGUGCAGACGGCGGAGGAUGUGGCGGAGGCGGCGCUGUAUUUGGGCAGUGACGAGUCUAAGUAUGUGAGCGGGAUGAACCUGGUGGUGGACGGUGGUUAUAGCACCACCAAUCAGUCUUUCAGGGCGAUGCUUAAAAAUUUGACGUCUUGA